Ailuropoda melanoleuca (giant panda) is the source of this 553-nucleotide messenger RNA. RefSeq names its product histo-blood group ABO system transferase 2-like. The record is from RefSeq and is a predicted model, not a curated record. Gene Ontology annotation, molecular function: hexosyltransferase activity. The transcript has a single exon. Bases 94 to 483 code for a protein of 129 amino acids. Gene Ontology annotation, biological process: carbohydrate metabolic process. NCBI's taxonomy places the organism in Eukaryota, Metazoa, Chordata, Mammalia, Carnivora, Ursidae. Gene Ontology annotation, cellular component: Golgi apparatus; membrane; vesicle.
CCUAGUACGUCUUCAGUGAUCAGCCAGCUGCUGUACCCGUGUGCCCCUCUGUGAGGGCCAGUGGGUAGUGGUCCUCAAGGUCCAUGGUGCCUCAUGGCAGACACAGGGUCACCUAGUACGUCUUCACCAACCAUCAGCUGCUGGGCCCAUGUGCCCCUCCGUGAGGGCCAGUGGGUGGUACUCCUCAUUGUGGACACAGGGUCACCUAGUACGUCUUCACCAACCACCAGCUGCAGGGCCUGUGUGCCUCUCCGGGAAGGCCAGAGGGUGGUGGUCCUCGAGGUCCACGGCGCCCUGCGCUGGCAGGAUGUGUCCAUGCAGCAGAUGGCGAUGAUCAGCUGCUUCUGUGAGCAGCGUUUCUUCCGUGAGGUGGACGACCUGGUGUGCGCCGAUGUGGACAUGAAGUUCCAUGACCACGUGGGUGUGGAGAUCCUGUCCCCCCUUUGUCACCCUGUACCCCAGUUUCUACUGGGUGGCCAAUGAGAACUUCAGCUAUGCGUGCCGGCCACAGUCCCAGGCCCACGUCCCCAGGGACCAGGGCAACUUUUACUAU